Molecule: messenger RNA, 1775 nt
Organism: Heteronotia binoei (common prickly gecko)
Lineage: Eukaryota; Metazoa; Chordata; Lepidosauria; Squamata; Gekkonidae
Gene: HIPK4
Product: homeodomain interacting protein kinase 4
Exons: 3
Coding region: 117-1775 (552 amino acids)
Biological process (GO): peptidyl-threonine phosphorylation; peptidyl-serine phosphorylation
Cellular component (GO): cytoplasm; nucleus
Molecular function (GO): protein serine/threonine kinase activity; protein tyrosine kinase activity; ATP binding
Source: RefSeq, a predicted model, not a curated record
CAUCACCCGCUGUUCCGGAGAAGGGCCGGGGUUCUCUCUGCUCCAAGAACGCUGAACCUCUGUUUGCAAGAAGCUACUUUGCGCCUGUGUUUCUGACCGUGGGCAAGCCCCGAACGAUGGUCACAAUCAAAACGAUGUCUGACUACUACGAUGUGUUUGAUACCCUGGGGAAGGGCACGUUUGGGGAAGUGGUGAAGAGCUGGAGACGGAGCACCGGGGAGAUGGUGGCCAUCAAGAUCCUGAAGAACGACUCCUACCGCAGCAGAAUCAUCAAGAACGAGCUGAAGCUGCUGCAGACCAUGGUCGAGGUGGACGCGGAAGAGUCCCACAUCAUCCAGUUCCACGAGUGCUUCCACGAUGAGCUCAAGUUCUACCUCGUCUUUGAGCUCCUGGAGCAGAACCUCUUUGACUUCCAGAAAGAAAACAACUUUGCCCCUUUGCCAGUCCGGCACAUCCGCACAGUGACCAUGCAGGUGCUGAGGGCCCUGGCCAAGCUGAAAGAGCUCUCCAUCAUCCACGCAGACCUGAAGCCCGAGAACAUCAUGCUGGUGGACCACGUGAGGUACCCCUUCUACGUCAAGGUGAUCGACUUUGGCUCAGCCAGCAUCUUCAACGAGGUGCGCUACGUCAAAGAGCCAUAUAUCCAGUCCCGGUUCUAUCGGGCCCCAGAGAUAUUGCUGGGCUUGCCGUUCUGUGAGAAAGUAGACGUCUGGUCCCUGGGGUGCAUCAUGGCUGAGCUCCACCUCGGGUGGCCCCUGUACCCCGGGAACAACGAAUACGACCAGGUCCGGUACAUCAGCGAGACUCAAGGGAUGCCGCGGCCCACCCUCCUCAACGCAGCCAGGAAGGCCCACCUUUUCUUCAACAGGGGCCAGCAUCAGGAGGGGGCCAACGCCUGGCAGCUGAAGACGCCAGCCGAGUACCUGGCGGACACCAAGGUGAAGUCUGUGGAGAGGAGGAAGUACGUGCUGAAGUCUCUGGAUGAGCUGGAGACGCUGAACGCCCACAAGAUGAUCUACCCGGACCCCGAGGCCUCGGCUGAAUACUUUGACCUCCGCAGCAUGGUGGAGCUCAUCAAGAGGAUGCUGACCUGGGACUCUCACGAGCGCAUCACCCCCAGUGCGGCUCUGAAGCACCCCUACAUCACCACCCAGCCGCUCGAGCGGAACUACGACCUCACCCAGUACUACCAGCUGUGCCUGCGGAGCCUGGAGCAGUCCUUGCCCAACCACAGCAAGCUGGAGGCAGACAAGGGCUUGCAGCCCUACGGCGCCCUGGAAGAGGAGCGCUUCUACGCCACCCGGGACCUGGCCGAGGCAGGGCGGGAUCUGGCCCUCGCCGCGUGGGAAGGAGAAGGAGCCAGCAAGGGGCUUCACAAGCCCCUCUCUGGACCCCCCGAGGCAGCCUCCAGCCGGCGCAAAGCCCCUGCCCACCAGAACUUCCGCCUGCACCACGAGCAGGAGCCCAUCCCGGCCUACUACAGAAACCGGCACAGCAGCCCCAAGCACCGGAAGGCCGCCCAUCACACCCAAUCCGACCACAGCUACGACCACCUGAUUCUGCUGGGGAAGGCCUCCCCCCAGGACAUGGAGAAGAAGCGGACGCCCCCGGAGGUCUACGAGCCGUCCGGAGGCCCGUCGGUGCCCGGGCACAAGAGCUGGCAGCAGGCCCCCGAGGAGUGGCUGGCGGAGGGCGGGGUGGAGAGGAGCGCCCUGGCGCGGGCCCGCCCGCCGCUCCAGCCCUUCCCGCAGCAGCGCAUCGCCAGCCAGCAGUGA